Molecule: messenger RNA, 868 nt
Organism: Cotesia glomerata
Lineage: Eukaryota; Metazoa; Arthropoda; Insecta; Hymenoptera; Braconidae
Exons: 3
Coding region: 321-770 (149 amino acids)
Source: RefSeq, a predicted model, not a curated record
UAUUAUAAUCAAAUGAUAGAAGUGCAUGACAUUAUUAGUGAAUUAAAAAUAUUUAAUCCUGUAUUAAAUAUGUACAAUGUACGUGGUAUUAGGCACCCGGAAUUUAUUUUACCUUGAGAUUAAUUAAUAGCUUUUAAGUGAUAAAAUUUUAUGUUUCAAUUAUAUACUUAAUAUAAUGUGUUUAAAUGAAAGAGUAGCGAUAACGACUUGCCAGUACUAAUUGAUCUAAUGGAAAAACAAUGCAUUCUUAGAGCCAUCGUUAGUAUUGAUUAAGACUUGAUUCUUAUAGAGCAAGUAGAUAAUUUAGUGUUAAAAAAAUAAUGGCUGCUCAAUAUAAAUUAUCCUCAUCGAUUCUUUCUGGUAAACCUGAUCCUGGAUCAUAUAGUUAUCGUUGCGUGCUUAAAUCUGGACAAGAUGUGCAUACAGAUCUUCUCAGAAUUGUUAGUCAGAUUGAUUCAACAGACGCAUUAAACAAUAAUUAUGAAGCCAAGGUUUGUAAAGAAGAGAUGAAAUUUCCUUAUCUUCAAUCUAUUAAUAACGAUGGAACCAAAAAAAUUAUAACGCCUCAAGAAUUAUUGACUAUGAAGUUACUUGUCGAAAAAAAUGAAAAUCUCCCGUAUCAAUAUGAACUUGUCAGUACAAAUUCAUUUAAAAAAAUAAUUUCACAUCCGCAAUUGAAGCAAUACUUAUUACUCAAUAAUCCAAAGAAGUAUAUAACCAACGUUAAUCGAUUUCCACUAGCUUAUUCAACUUACUUUUCUGCUGAAUAAAAAAACAAGAGGAGAAAUUUUUGAGGUCUCUGUAAACGUUCAUAUAUUUAUAUAUAGCAAUAUUUUUAAAGUAAAAUUAAAUACAAUUAUAAAUUUCA